CCGGACCGUGCCCCUUCGGCUUCACGGCCGCCCCGGGGGCCCUGCCCUCGGUAGGUGCCAGCCUCGGUGCCGACCGGAUGGGCUGACCCGCGCACCGCCCCCUCCCACUCCCUUCCCCAUCCCGGUCCCCUCCCCCGCCUCUGGUGCGCACGGGCCCCAGCGUCUCCAGCCCCGCCCGCGCCGGGGUCGCUGCAGUCCCCGAGGCUGCCCCGCGCUCCCUCCCCAGGCGGCCCGGCCUUAAUCCAGCCUGGGGAGCGCCUCGGGGGGAGCGCGGGACAGAGAGGGAGGCCGAGGCGGGGACCCUGGGCGCCCGAGCUCUCCCGACCUGGGAGGCGGCCCCGACUCCGGGAGCCGGAACGCAGGGGAAGGCAAGGACGGGGCGGCCGGCGGAGGGGCGGGAGCCGCUCAUCAGCCACGCCAGUCACGUCUGGGGCCACCCGGCUGCCUUUUUCUUCCUUUCCCCCUUUGCUUUCUCCCCUCUCUCCGGUUGGCGAGGGCAAAGUGGCAGUGGCGGCGCCAUGCCCGGGCCGGAGUGAGUGCGCGCGGGCGAAAAUGGCGUACAUCCAGGAAGGUUUGCUCCUCUCCUGAAGUGUGGCUGCGUUGGAUAGCAUGACUAUCUAUCCACCCGCUCUGAUUCAUAACAGCAUACGGUGCAAAUCAGAUCGAAAUGCUAAAGUUUCCCGUUUAUUCGGUGUUGGUUAGCCAGGAGGCUGCCAGCAGCCCUGAAGGUAGCAACACCUUGUUAGGAGGUCAGCUCCCUUCCCAGGAUGGGCAGUUGGAACCUUUAAACGAGGGUUUUCUUUCUAGAAUCUCCGAUCUGCUGCUCUGCAGAUGGACUUGCCGGCACUGCUGUCAGAAGUGCUGUGAGUCCAGCUGUUGCCAGUCGAGUGAGGAUGAAGUUGAAAUUCUGGGACCUUUCCCUGCCCAGACUCCUCCCUGGCUGUUGGCCAGCCGGAGCAGUGACAAGGCCGGGGUCUCUGUCCACACAGCCAGUGAAGUCCCGCUGACCCCACGGACCAACUCCCCAGAUCGGAGAUGUUCAUCCUCAGACACGUCUAAAUCUACCUACAGCCUGACCCGGAGGAUUUCCAGUCUCGAGUCCAGAAGACCCAGCUCCCCGCUCAUCGACAUUAAACCCAUCGAGUUUGGCGUUCUCAGCGCCAAAAAGGAGCCCAUCCAGCCCUCAGUGCUCAGACGGACCUAUACCCCGGACGACUAUUUCAGAAAGUUCGAGCCCCGCCUGUACUCCCUUGAUGCCAACAGCGAUGACGUGGACUUUCUGACGGACGCGGAGAUCCUGUCCAAGUACCAGCUGGGCAUGCUGCACUUCAGCACCCAGUACGACCUGCUGCACAACCACCUGACGGUGCGCGUGAUCGAGGCCAGGGACCUGCCGCCCCCCAUCUCCCAUGACGGCGCCCGUCAGGACAUGGCGCACUCCAACCCCUACGUCAAGAUCUGCCUCCUGCCGGACCAGAAGAACUCCAAGCAGACCGGGGUCAAACGCAAGACCCAGAAGCCCGUGUUCGAGGAGCGCUACACCUUCGAGAUCCCCUUCCUGGAGGCGCAGAGGAGGACCCUGCUCCUCACCGUGCUGGACUUUGAUAAGUUCUCACGCCACUGUGUCAUCGGCAAGGUGGCCGUGCCCUUGUGCGAGGUCGACCUGGUGAAGGGCGGACACUGGUGGAAGGCGCUGAUUCCCAGUUCUCAGAAUGAGGUAGAACUGGGGGAGCUGCUUCUGUCACUGAAUUAUCUCCCGAGUGCCGGGAGACUGAACGUUGAUGUCAUUCGAGCCAAGCAACUUCUUCAGACAGAUGUGAGCCAAGGUUCAGACCCCUUUGUGAAAAUCCAGCUGGUACAUGGACUCAAGCUUGUGAAAACAAAGAAGACAUCCUUCUUAAGAGGCACAAUUGAUCCUUUCUACAAUGAAUCCUUCAGCUUCAAAGUUCCCCAAGAAGAACUGGAAAAUGCCAGCCUAGUGUUUACAGGAGCUGGCGCCCACACUGGCCUGCGAGGGAAGGUCUUUGGGGCUGAACCAUCAGCCAUUCCCUUCGGAAUCCUGAGUUGCAGACAUCGAGGAUGGGUAUCCACUGGCUUGGUGCCGGAGUUCCCAUUAUGCGUCUGCUUUCAGAUUUUCUUCUGCUUCAUUUUAUCGGGGCUGGAGAAGCAGCAGAGAGGCAGUCUGUGGGUGAGUCGUGGGUAGGGUCCUCUUCCAUCCUUGUUCAGGGUUACGUUGGCCUCCCAGUGGCCUCUUUGGUACAGAGGGGCCAAGAUGCUUAGAUGCCUGGACAAGUGCAUGAUAAAAUGAGGGUCCCCAGCCUCAUUACAAGAAGUUUCCCUAAGAUCCCGGCGUGUUCCCAAGGCAUUGGAGGACGAGGGCAAAUCAUUCUUCUCCCGGUUAUUGAGGGUGACUUGGAAAAGAAUUCACAGAAGGGAUAAUGGGAGCGGCAGGAAUUCAGUUGUAGCUCUUCUCCCCACUGAUCAUAAUAGCCAGCCUCUAUCAAGGCUCCCUGUGUCCCAGGCACUGUCGCAAGCACUGUCUCAGCUGUUCCUCACAGCAGCCACAUGGGGAAGGUACCAGUAUUAUUCCCAUUUCACAGAGGAGGAAACUCAGAGAGCUCAGGUGACCUGCUCAAAAAGCACUGUAUCAGUUGAGGUAAGGCUAGCAGCUGAAAUAGACUGAACGCUAGGGUUUUGUGGUCCUUAUUUCUUGCACACUGGCCUUUUGUGGGUCUUCUCCCAAGUAGCCUUCCACGUGGGGAUUCAGCGACCCAGGCCCCUUCCAUCUUGUGGCUCUGGCAUCUUCUCAGGCCUUGGAGGGUUUCAUCACCAGGUGGUGGGUGGGGGAGAGAGAGAGACAGUUGAGGAUUGCGUGUUGCCUGGGAAGUUCUUCUGGGGCAGGCCUGGAAGUUACGAAUAUCACUUCUGCUUCCAUUCAGACUCUGUUGGCUACAGCUCCCUGCAGAGGAGGCUGGGGAAUGUGGUCCAGCUGCUUGUCCAGGAAGAACAGGCUUUGGAGACUAUGCAGCCGUCUCUGCCCCAGGUACCCAGGAGGCACACAAAAGAGCCAGCCUGGGCCCUGGACCAAGGAGCCUGGGCCCUGGACCACCUUGCUCCGCUGCCUCCCUGAGCACCUGUUACCUGAGUUCAUGAUCAAUGUCAGUGGGGCAUCCCACACCACCACAGUCCAGGCUCAGGGAAUUCAGCCUAACAAGAGCAGUCCUUGCAGUGAAUUCACCAAAUACCCUGUGGUUGGCACGCCCUGGGUACCUGCUGAAGUAGCAAAGCUGUUAGACAGCUGGUUCUCAGCUGAACUGAGUUUUGUCACCUAGGGGACAUCUGGCGAUGUCCGGAGGGAUUUUGGGUUGUCACAACUCGGGGAAAGCUAUUGGCCUCCAGUGGGUAGAGGCCAGGGAUGCUGUUAAACAUCCUUACACUGCACAGGACAGAGGAGAACGUCAGGGCUGCUGAGGUUGGGACCCCCUGAGCUGGACUAAGCAACUCUGCUGGUCUCCUUGGGGUUUGUGGGUGGGGUGCUGGCCUCAGCCAGGAGCUGUGAAGGUUGGCGUGGGCUUGGAGCCGGUCCACUCCUGUGAUGCACCUGUUUGGGGCGUGUUUCUUCUCUCUGUGGCAUUUUCGCCUCUCAUCCUUCCCAGCAGUUUUGCUUAGCUGCUUGAGUGUGACAAGUUCUGGGGCAGAGCCUGUUGGCUGAGUCCGUGCUCAUCUGUGCAGCUUUCAGAUGGCUUCCCUGUUUCUGCCCAUAAACAUUGUGCCAGACAGAAACAUCUCACUCUGCAAACAAGCCCUGUGUCCCAGGUAGUAUGGCGUGGGCAGAUGACUGUGGCCUGGCUCAGCGGGAGACAGCGCUGGGCGACCCUCCUGGGAAGAUGAGUGUAGUAUUUUUCAAUCAGGUCUCUACUCCACCCUACAUUGUGGUUUACGGGUGCAUGUCACCUGCAUGUGGUGAUGUGAAGGGGUUACAUGGGACAAGGAGUACUGGAGGCUUUUUUAUGUUAUUAUAUGUAUGUAUAAAUUUAUAUACAUAUACGUAUGUCUAAUACAUAUGUGUAUAUAAUACGAACAUACAGGAGAGAGUAGAAUAAAAAGUAAA
Messenger RNA from Hippopotamus amphibius kiboko, 4111 nucleotides. It is a transcript of the gene SYT17, whose product is annotated as synaptotagmin 17. Gene Ontology annotation, biological process: calcium-ion regulated exocytosis; cellular response to calcium ion; regulation of calcium ion-dependent exocytosis. Lineage: Eukaryota; Metazoa; Chordata; Mammalia; Artiodactyla; Hippopotamidae. Bases 668 to 2203 code for a protein of 511 amino acids. Gene Ontology annotation, molecular function: phosphatidylserine binding; syntaxin binding; calcium ion binding. The record is from RefSeq and is a predicted model, not a curated record. The transcript is spliced from 9 exons. Gene Ontology annotation, cellular component: membrane.